Molecule: messenger RNA, 1311 nt
Organism: Alternaria atra
Lineage: Eukaryota; Fungi; Ascomycota; Dothideomycetes; Pleosporales; Pleosporaceae
Exons: 2
Coding region: 1-1311 (436 amino acids)
Biological process (GO): maturation of 5.8S rRNA; maturation of LSU-rRNA
Cellular component (GO): preribosome, large subunit precursor; nucleolus
Molecular function (GO): rRNA primary transcript binding
Source: RefSeq, a predicted model, not a curated record
AUGGCGUUCUCCAAGAGCCCUAAUACCGCCUCGGGCCUCAAGCCUAAAAACAAACUGCGCCGACAGGCCGCAUUCCUCUCCAUCAAGAAGGCGCGCGAAUCCGAAAAGAGAGACGCAAGACUUCGUCGCAAGCGCGAAGAAGAAAAAAAUCCAGCCCUACGAGAAGAAAGAUUAGCACAAAACAAGCCUGCGACUAUCGACGGCAAGCGUGUGUGGGAUGAACCCGUCGGUGACGAAGAGGAUGCGCUGGGGUGGGCGAUAGACGUAGAAAGACUUGCGAAGAGGAGGAAGGUGGAGCAAGAGGAGACUGCACAGAAGGAGGGUGAAGACGGCGAAGAAGAGGGCAUACUGGCGAAAUUGAAGAAGCGCGAUCAAGCGACGGAGGGAGAUAGCGACGAUGAGGACAUGGACGACGAAGCAGACAGCAUGCUUGACGAAUCUGAGCCUGAAUCUGAGCUUGACUCCGACGAUUCGGACUUGGAUUCGGACGCCGCCUCGUCCAAGCCCGGAAAACGCGCCUCCAGUCCCAGCGCCACAUCCACCGCAACAAACCUUGAGCUAUCACCCGAGUUCCUGAAGCAAAAGUUCCCAUCCAUAUUCAACCCUCGUACCGACGACCCACAGAUUCUGAUCACAACGAGCAUCAACUCGACGCUCCACAAAGAAGCCGAAAUCCUCACUUCGCUCUUCCCCAACAGCACCUACAUAAGACGGACGCAGCACGUACACGCACACAAGUAUAGCGUCAAGGAGAUUGCAGGUUUCGCCAGCGCAAGAGGAUACACAGCGCUUGUCAUCCUAAUGCAAGCCGAACACGAGAAGAAGCCCGACGGGUUGGACAUUGUCACCCUUCCCGACGGACCGCAUUUCCAUUUUUCUCUUACAAAUUGGGUCGAGGGAAAGAAGCUACCCCGACAUGCGAACGACACGGGACACUACCCUGAGCUGAUCCUAAACCAAUUCAAGACACCACUCGGUAUCCUCACAGCACAUCUGUUCCAGAACAUGUUCCCAGCGAAACCCGAAUUAGAGGGCCGUCAAGUCCUCACAUUACACAAUCAGCGCGAUUACAUCUUCGUGCGAAGGCAUCGCUACGUCUUCCGUGAUAAGCGAGAGAGCGAGAAACCCAUCUUGGGAUCUGAUGGCAAGCCACUACCAGGCGUCGAGGAUGUCAAAGUGGGUAUGCAAGAGAUUGGACCCAGAAUGACACUCAAACUCCGCAGAAUAGAUCGCGGAAUCCAGUUCAAGAGCGGCCAGGAAUGGCAGUGGAAGGGACGUAUGGAGAAGAAGAGGACGAGGUUCAACAUGUAG